GGACACGAUCAUCCCCCUUACUACUGGCUGGGGACCACAGCUUCAAUGCUGAGGACACUCUGUCGUCCAAAUGGACGCACAACGUGGCGUGGCCGACGUGGUCUCGGUACGAGAUAAACAUCAGUCAACAUCCGUCCAGCUUGGCCUGCAAACAGUCCUCUGCCGCGGUCAUGGGCGCUCUCUCAAGACUCUCAUCACGAUCGGCCUCGGCCUCAUCCUCCUCACACAACUGCUCCAGCAGAAACAUGGAUUUGCCCACGCGAAAGUAUUGAGACAGCGGGCCCAGGGGUCGCCCCGCCACUACCUGCCCGGCUGGAUCGACAGGGCUGACCAGGACGUUGCUGAUUACGACACCUGCCGCAAGAAACUACGGCAUCCAAACUGGUCCCCGUUGACGGACGAGUGGGAUUGUGAGAGGCUGUAUUUUCCCCUCAGGCCCAUGAUCCACACCGUCCGAGAAGUCAAGGCUCAGCUUUUAUUCGAGCUCAUCGCGCCAAAUCGGUACAUUGAUAGUGAGAACAACACCGCUAACAUCACUCUCACUGGCGGGCCGGAAGAUGAGAACUUCGCAAGGAGCUUCAUCGAGGAAGAGCUCCUGAUCCACGACAACAUGGACGAUCUGAUUCUGGUUCUGAAAGAUAUGCGCAAGCGGCGAUCAUGGGACACGCAGUCCGAAAUCUACCCAUGGAUCCGCGAUAUACGAGACCUCUGGGGGAGCUGCUGCAAAAAUAUAUGCGACUCGAUGUGGUAUAAAUGUGACCGCCCAUUAACAGAUUAUCCUAGGCAACAAUGGAGCUACCUCGAAUACCAACGGCUCAAGUACACGGGCAUAUACAACGAGACCGGCAUGGCCCUGGUCACACGCCGCAGCCAGCGCGUCGCCAACAACCUCGACGAACUCGUCACCGCCUUCCGCGCACAGCCGCCCGUGUGGUCGACGCUCCCAGCAACAAUGAAAAUCUGCCCGUCGCCAGACCUUGCGCACCUGCGCGACAGGCGCAUCCUGGCACUGCUGGGACAGGUCUGCCACAAGUAUGAAGUAGCCGACCAACACCGUUCAUGCAGCGGCCACGAUGUCGACAAAAUUGACCACCAGGGAUCAACGCCAGACUGCUUUUAUCAUGGGGCAGCUGGCCCCGUCAUAUUUCGGCAACUUGUGGCGCCUCAAGGGGUCGAGGUCAGUCCGUAUUUCCGAGCCUGGGUAAUGGCUGAUCCUCAAGGGGAUGUCAUGGGUACUUUGUCUUAUUGGGAGCGCACUAGCGGGCGGCCGGUAGAGACUGACCCGGUGUUAUUGCUGACGGCGUCUUGAAAGAGCGCAUGGCUCUACCCCUGCGUCCAUGGGCAAAAAGGCGUGGCAGACUACUAGGCGUCUGGCCAAGAUAUCGCCGAAGCACAAACAAGAAUUGCUUGCAUUCGCUAUUCACGAGCCCCUGGAUGUCCAAGAACAUGUUCAUGCGGCAUUUGAUGUGGAGACCUAAGGAGUUGCGAAAAGCUCGGAUCAUGAUAUUUGCCAGCCUGUAGGGGGUAGCUCCCAAAUGUGUCCUCGACCCUGCUCAACCACUUUCCACGGCCUUUAUGCAGAAGUGAUAGACUACAAUGGUAUGCAAGAGCCGAUCACUCUGCAGGACGUCCU
Molecule: messenger RNA, 1633 nt
Organism: Microdochium trichocladiopsis
Lineage: Eukaryota; Fungi; Ascomycota; Sordariomycetes; Xylariales; Microdochiaceae
Exons: 5
Coding region: 71-1309 (412 amino acids)
Source: RefSeq, a predicted model, not a curated record